Molecule: messenger RNA, 720 nt
Organism: Dinoponera quadriceps
Lineage: Eukaryota; Metazoa; Arthropoda; Insecta; Hymenoptera; Formicidae
Exons: 4
Coding region: 1-720 (239 amino acids)
Source: RefSeq, a predicted model, not a curated record
AUGAAGUCGGAAGUCGCGUGUCUUUUCCUCUGCGUCCUCUCGACGAUUCUGCUAGAUGGUGCGCACCCCACGAAGACCGAAGAUGUUCUCGACAAGAUAAAGGCCGGAUUGCAGUACGCGAGUAAUUAUCUGGAGACAGCUAAGGACAUUGCCAAUCUGGUAUCUAAAAGUCUAGGCCAUAAUAAGUCGAAGCAGAAGCGAGGAGAGGACGGCGAUGAAGAGGUGAAGCAGUCGUUUAGCCCGUCGAAUCUCAUUUCCGCGUUCUUCCGACUGAUCGGACUCGAUUCACCGAAAGUCGCAGCGAUCGCGGUCAACAGCAUCAUAUUUCUCGCACAAAUGAUAAGCUCGCUGUUCGGAAUGAAACCGUCGCAGGGUAACAUCGCCAGGAACACGAACGACGCGGUAUUAAAUUGGGAUCCUGUAAAAUUCAUCUUGGAGAACAAGAAUGACGAGGUUCAGAACUUGGUGGAUCAAGCGAGAGACGCGAAUCUACCGGAUCAUCUGAUAGCGCGAAUGAGCGGCUCCGACUCCGCCUGUAUCAGACUGUUGCUGUGCAAGUCGUCCCCGGUGAUAAAAGCGGCGCAAAUCUCCCUGAAUAACAAAUCGCGGCACGGCAUGCGUCGGAUGAUCGCGUGGCUGCCGUCCAAGGAGGAGUUUGAAGCGAACAGCGACGAGUGCGAGGGCAAACAUACCGAUUGUAGUCUGUUCCCGUCACGAUAA